Alosa sapidissima (American shad) is the source of this 1833-nucleotide messenger RNA. RefSeq names its product PCI domain containing 2 (gene pcid2). The record is from RefSeq and is a predicted model, not a curated record. The transcript has 15 exons. Gene Ontology annotation, molecular function: double-stranded DNA binding; RNA binding. Gene Ontology annotation, cellular component: transcription export complex 2. Gene Ontology annotation, biological process: transcription elongation by RNA polymerase II; post-transcriptional tethering of RNA polymerase II gene DNA at nuclear periphery; poly(A)+ mRNA export from nucleus. Lineage: Eukaryota; Metazoa; Chordata; Actinopteri; Clupeiformes; Clupeidae. The coding region runs from base 382 to 1581 and encodes 399 amino acids.
UGUAACUACACUGUGGCAAGUCGACCGGUGUGUCAGGCACACCAACGCAGAUUUGCCUUCUGAUGGAUAGUCAGACGCGGAACACCGACGUGUGGAUUCGUAGCUAGCAACAAGACCAACAGAUAGCCUAGAGAUACCUUGUCUCUGUUGAAUGAUUGAAGAUAGGUUAAGCAGGUGCGGGCUUGGCAAGUACUUUGAGACCUCCUGAAAAACUUAAGAUCCUGCUGGAAGUGGUGUUGAACUAGUCGGGGGCAGUCUUCCCCCUGGUUAAAGACCAAUCUCAAUCACUCAUACCAGUGACGGGGACACUGCUGUAGGAGAUGCGUCCUUUGAGGUCCUUUGGACCGCACCGAGGUUUAAACAGACACCCUGAAGAGAAACAUGGCACACAUAACAAUUAACCAGUACCUACAACAGGUGGUGGAGGCUAUCGAAACACGUGAUGGGGCAUUCUGUGCAGAACUGCUGUCUUUUAAACACCCACAUGUAGCCAAUCCAAGGCUUCAGCUUUCAACUCCAGAGGAAAAAUGCCAGCAGGUGCUUGAACCGCCAUAUGAUGAGAUGGUAGCUGCUCACUUGAGGUGCGUAUAUGCGGUCUCCAAUCAUGAUUUUGUGGAUGCUUACAAAUGUCAGACUGUGGUAGUCCAAUCAUUUCUGAAGGCUUUCCAAGCUCACAAAGAAGAAAACUGGGCGUUGCCAAUGAUGUUUGCCGUUGCAUUGGACUUACGGAUAUUUGCCAACAAUGCUGAACAGCAGCUGCUGAAGAAAAGCAAAGGAAAGCUGGGAGACAUGCUGGAGAAAGCUGCUGAACAGUUGAUGAGCUGCUUCAGAGUGUGUGCCAGUGACAACCGUGCUGGCAUUGACGACUCUAAGAAGUGGGGCAUGCUCUUCCUCAUCAACCAGCUCUUCAAGAUCUACUUCAAGAUCAGUAAGCUGCACUUGUGCAAGCCUCUUAUUCGGGCGAUUGACAGCUCCAACCUUAAGGAUGAAUACAGCAUGGCACAGAGGAUCACCUACAAAUACUACGUUGGAAGGAAGGCCAUGUUCGACAGCGACUUCAAGCUUGCGGAGGGUUAUUUGUCUUUUGCCUUUCAACACUGCCAUCGGUCCUGUCAGAGAAACAAAAGAUUGAUCCUCAUCUAUCUACUUCCUGUCAAGAUGCUCUUGGGUCACAUGCCAACGCACUCACUCCUGCAGAAGUAUGAUCUUAUGCAGUUCACAGACGUCACCAAAGCUGUUGGUGAGGGAAACCUGUUGCUGCUGAAUGAGGCGCUCACCAAACACGAGACCUUCUUCAUCCGGUGUGGCAUCUUCCUUAUCCUUGAGAAGCUGAAGAUCAUCACCUACAGAAACCUCUUCAAAAAAGUGUACCAUCUCCUGAGAACUCACCAGCUUCCCCUAGAUGCGUUUCUUGUGGCUCUCAAGAUGAUGCAGGUGGAGGAGGUCGAUAUCGAUGAGGUGCAGUGCAUCCUGGCCAAUCUCAUCUACAUGGGUCACAUCAAAGGCUACAUCUCUCAUCAGCAUCAGAAACUUGUCGUCAGUAAACAAAACCCCUUCCCUGCUCUAUCUACUGUGUCCUGAAGAACUGAUGAUGCAGUCCUGUUGACUCAUUCCCUUCUUUUUUACUGGAUUUUACUGAUGUCAUUGAAUUAAUUUGUACUGUAUCUAAAAUACCCCCCCCCCCCAUUCAUUUUUAAUGAUAUCAUUUCUGCUAAACCAUUUUGAAUCUAUUAUCCUGAUUCAAAGUGAGUUUGAAGUUAUGAUGUUGACAUUCUGUUUUUUUUUUUUUUGUAUUGUUGAUUGAUUAAAUAUUUGGGAACAAAAUUGCUGACU